This is a messenger RNA of Eleginops maclovinus (Patagonian blennie), 2679 nucleotides long. RefSeq names its product diacylglycerol O-acyltransferase 1b (gene dgat1b). Lineage: Eukaryota; Metazoa; Chordata; Actinopteri; Perciformes; Eleginopidae. The record is from RefSeq and is a predicted model, not a curated record. The transcript has 17 exons. Gene Ontology annotation, biological process: triglyceride biosynthetic process. Gene Ontology annotation, cellular component: endoplasmic reticulum membrane. Gene Ontology annotation, molecular function: diacylglycerol O-acyltransferase activity. Bases 205 to 1716 code for a protein of 503 amino acids.
UGCAACUCCGUGUGGCGUCAUCCAUAAACUCCUACCUCCAUGUUAGUGAACGGAUAUUUGAGUUUUGGGCGGAUUGUUUGGCAGCCAGUUCACUUCCCUCCUCUAUGCCACACUACGCUAUGAUCAGCAGGCAUGCUACAAUCGGAAAUACGCCGUAGAGUUUAACUUUAAGUUGGUUUAAAGUUGUUGUUUUACUCUGUCAGUAUGGGUGUCUCGGACGCGACUCUGAGAAGAAGGGCGACUUUCGCGGCGGGGUUGGGUGCAAGUAUGCAGCCGAUGAAUGGGAAGUCUGCUGCGGGAUCCCAGAGCUCAGUGACCGCUGACUUUGGAAGAGACAAUGGCCUGGGAAAACGAGACCGUUUAGUAGAAACAGUCCGGUCUAAAUCAAAGACUGAGAAACUUAAACGCACGAACGACAUAAGUGAGAGAAUGAGCUGUCAUAAAACACAGGAGUCUCUGUUGAGUUCAGCCAGUGGUUACAGUAACUACAGAGGAAUCCUAAACUGGUGUGUGGUUAUGCUGGUAUUGAGUAAUGCUCGCCUCUUCUUAGAAAACCUGCUAAGGUACGGUGUUCUGGUGGACCCUAUUCAGGUGAUUUCCUUGUUUGUGAAGGAUCCGUACAGCUGGCCAGCAGCAUGCCUUGUUAUCGUGUCCAACAUGUUCAUUCUGGUGGCUCUCUACACAGAAAGGUGGCUAUCCAAGGGUUCAUUCACUGAACGUGUGGGAUUUCAGGUCCAUUGCAUUAACAUGGUAACCAUGCUAACAUUCCCUGCUGCAGUCGUCCUAAUGGUCCCCUCCUUGACCCCAGUUGGCGGUGCGUUCGUUGUUGGGACUCACACCAUCCUCUUCCUAAAGCUUUACUCCUUUAAAGACGUCAACUUGUGGUGCAGAGAGCUGAGCAGUGUCAAGGCAAAGAAACUGGCCAGAUCGCUGUCGUGUCCCUCAGCACAGCACCUAAAUGGAGGUGACCACAAGGUGUGUUACCCUGGCAACCUCACCAUCAGAGACAUGUACUACUUUGUCUUUGCUCCAACUCUGUGCUACGAGCUCAACUUCCCUCGCUCUCCUAAUAUACGCAUGAGUUUCCUGCUCAGGAGACUGUUUGAAAUGCUGUUCUUCACCCAGAUGUUAGUUGGUCUCACUCAACAGUGGAUGAUCCCUAUCAUUCAAAGUUCCAUGAAGCCACUAGAGGACAUGGAUCUGACCAGGAUGGCUGAGAGACUUCUAAGACUGGCUGUUCCUAACCACUUGUUGUGGCUGAUGUUUUUCUAUGGGUUCUUCCACUCCUCUAUGAACUUCAGCGCUGAGCUGCUGCGCUUUGGAGACAGACAGUUCUAUAAAGACUGGUGGAACUCAGAGACAGUGACAUAUUUCUGGCAGAACUGGAACAUCCCUGUUCACAAGUGGUGUCUACGACACUUUUACAAGCCCCUGCUGAGGAGAGGAUUUAGUAAAAUGGUCAGCCAAUCAGCUGUCUUCUUCUUGUCAGCUUUCUUCCAUGAGUAUUUGGUGAGCAUUCCACUCAGGAUGUUCAGACUUUGGGCCUUCACAGGCAUGAUGGCACAGAUUCCAUUAGCCUGGUUUGUCGGUCGCUUCCUGCGUGGUAACUACGGCAAUGCUGCAGUGUGGAUGUCAAUUAUCAUUGGUCAGCCUUUCGCCGUCCUGAUGUACGUCCACGACUUUUACGUCCUUCACUACAGACAGGAGGCUGACUGAUGUGCACACACACACACACACACACACACACACACACACACACACACACACACACACACACACACACACACACACACACACACACACAGAGGAACAAACACAGAAACAACAAUGAAAUGAUCACAUCCUGAUCAUAGUUUGUUGAUAUUAGACACCUUGGACUUUGUAUCUUCCUGCAAUUGUUUUUCUCUUCCUAACAUUUUUUUUAAAGCAGAGGACAGGUAAGACACGCUAACAGUGGGAUUUUAUAUAUAUUUAAAGUGGAAAAUGUUCAUUUAUGAAAAAGCACUGUAACAAUACAAGGUAACGUACGAAAGCUUCACAUCUCUACGCAGUGACUUGUGCAGUUUUUUUUACUCAGGUUAUUUUUCUUCCAUAGUCUUUUAAAAUAUCUGAUGGCCAAUUUGGGACAGUUUUGGUUGUAUAUGUGGUACUGCAGAAAACCUUUCGUUUUACCAGAGAGGGUUUGCUCCUCCUCAGCCGUGUGCUUGGACAGUAUAAUGUGGCUCAAUUGUCAAGUUGACAACACAAUUCAGGUGCCUUUGUAAAGGUUGUGAAAGAGAUUAAUGACCCACUACUUCCUUCUGAGCCAAAGGGGGGUUUUACUGUGAGGUGGAAAAAUGAGUGUAUACUGGUAGGAUUUGAAAAGAAAUUCAAUUUUCUUUCUUUUUUUAUUAUGUUUUACUUUGUUGGUUAUAAAAAGGCCAGACUACUACAUGUCUGUUUGUAUUUCUUUAUGUCUAAAGUGCCAUUUCAAUAAUACAGCACAGGCACACAAUCACAUCAACAUUUUCUAUACAGUAUAUUGAUUUUGUGUAGAUCAGAGAAAAAUGUUGGAAUGCAAUAUCAGUGAAUGUGUGUGUUUUUUUCAUGUCACUGGUUUAUGGACUUCUGCCAAGUAAUGAUGUCUAAUCAUGCAGCUAAAGACAAUGUUGUCUGAAAAUAAACAUUCAAAGAUUUCAA